GGCUAGGGUUACGGAAGACUGUAUUCUCUUGAAAGCUACGGUUAACAAAAUGGACGGAGAGGAGAAGAAGUCUGGAUUUAAGCGAAGAUCUAAGUUAAUCGAGGCUAAUAUUAAUUCAGAUGAUGAUGAGCCAAUUGGGUCACUGUUGAAGUUGAAGAGGCAGCGAAACCCUAAGAAGGUUAAGCCACGGUUAGAGGGUGUCAGCGAAAGGAGUAGGAAGGUUGAGGACGAAGAAGAGGAUUUGGGGGGGCUGGAUGAUACCUUGGCAAGUUUGAGGAAGAAGUUGAAGGGUCCUAAGAAAGAUUCUGGGGCUGGAACUAUUAGGGGAAGGGAUGUUGUACAGUCUUUGGACCGGUCCUCUAAUGGGCCUGUGGAGGAUGGGGGGUUGGAUGAAAAAUCAGUGUCAAUGGUGCUAGAGAAAGGUCCGGUCAUGGUUGAUGAUGGAUCUGAUGUGACUAUCGAUAUGGAGGUAGAAAACAAGCUUAAGGGAAAGGGAAAGAGACCCAAGGUUUCUGAGUCUCGGGGAUAUGGGGAAGGUUCUAAUAGCUCUUUGGAUCAUCAUCCAGAAGAUUCAUUAUCAGCAAUUUUCCGGAAGGCACAAUCUGGUUUUACUAAGAAGUCUCGUACCUCUUCGAGUCCUAAAGAAAAUAAUGGUUCUCAGGUUUUGGAGGAUGGAUUGAACCCUAGUUCGGAAGGUGUUACAGGAAACACCAUGCCUGUGAUGAACAAUGAAGCCAUAGUGGAUCCUUAUGGUUCAAAUUUUCAAGAGGGGCCAUGCAACUCUGAUAAAGUUAAUGAUGGAGACAGCAAACAUUUGACACAUAAAACACAUACUUUUGAGGACGGAUUGAAGCACUGCUCUAUGGUAGACUUAAGUACUCUGACGAAGUAUGAUGUAGAAAGGCAUAAUUCGAUUCCUUGUCCAAAACAGAUGGAAGAUGUGCAUGGGGUUGGUGACCGUGACUCCAAAGGAGGUUUUACUGAUGCCUUCUGCAUUGAGUCGAAGGAUGUUUUGGAUAUGUCCGAGGACAAACGCUUGGUGUCCUCAUCACAUCUACCACAGAAUUCCUUGACAUUCCAUGUGAAGAUGGAAGAUGAGCUUGAUUCUGAUCGAUGUCAAAACUUUUCCGAGCAUACUCAACAUCCGUUGUGUAGCUUUGCUUCUGGCACACUGAAGAUGGAAGAAACUCACAAUAUUUGUAAUGGUCAAAUUUCUUGCACUGAGGAGCCAGGCCUUGCUUCACAUUCUUUGCCGGAGGAAAAGGCUGUAAUAGCUGAUAGACGGUUAUCUUCUCUUGAUAUCACUUCUAGUAGAGCCCAAAAACUUGGCUAUGCUAACCAGUUGAAUCACCAAGGGGAAUCCUUUGAAACCUGUGUCCAUUCAAACAAAUCUACUGCUCCCAUCCAGAAGGGCAGCUCUGCUAUACGUCAAGAUCUAUCCUCUGAUGAAGCAUCCAAAGAGAGAAAUGGUCCAAAUCAUGAUUAUCUCAUCAUUGAUGAAGAAGCUGAUGGAGCCUCUCCGCCUCUGUGUACAUAUGAAAAUGAGAGUUGCCCAGAAGACACAGUAUCUCUACCUGAUGUCGAAAACAAAGACACUAAGCUGUCAGCUGUCCAGCGUGUAGUGCGCAAUGUUAGAAAGCGUAGGCAUGGAGACAUGGCUUAUGAGGGGGAUGCUGAUUGGGAGGUCUUGAUAAAUGAUCAAGGUCUGGAUAGUGACAAUUCAUUUAGAACAAGAGUGAAGUUUGAUUCCUCUUCAAGUAUUGGUACAGAGGCUGAAAGUGGCGAGGCUGCAGCAGUGUCUGCUGGUCUUAAAGCUCAUGCAGUUGGUCCUGUUGAGAAGAUCAAAUUCAAGGAGAUCUUGAAGCGCAGAGGUGGGAUUCAAGACUAUUUGGAAUGCAGGAAUCAGAUCCUUGCUCUGUGGAGUAAAGAUGUUAGUCGAAUUUUGCCUCUCACAGACUGUGGGGUAACAGAUACGGCUUGUGCUGGUGAACCACCUCGUGCUUCCCUAAUUAGGGAUAUUUAUGCAUUUCUUGAUCUCAGUGGCUAUAUAAAUGUUGGAAUUGCUUGCGAGAAGGAUAAAGCAGAACCUGGUUCUAAACAUGACUACAAAAUUUUAAGAGAAAAAAAUUUCGAGGAAAUUUCUGGAGUUUCAGUUGCUGAUUCAGAGGAUGGAGUUUCCUUUAUCAUUGGCCAGGUUAAGAGUUCAAAAACUUCAGUUGAUGUGAAGAAUGGUGUUCUAAUUGAGAACGAAAACGUGACGCGGAGAGCCACAAAUGACAAUGGACUUAUUACAGCUGUGGAAUUGGCAUUAUCAAAUGCAACAAACCAUGUUGAUUGCAAUUCUGCUUACCAGGAAAACAGUAGUGGUGAUGCAAGGCUACAAAAUAGAUUAGACAAUAUGGAUUUUUCAAGUAGUGAUCCAACUGGUGACGCAUUGGGUGGUGGAGCUGUCCCUGUUGCUACUCCAGAGAUGAAGAAUGUAUCGCAUAGUAUUCAGUCUGCAUCACAUGAUCAUGCAGUGAGGAAUAGUAAUCCGCAAUGUGGUCCAGAAGUCAGAAUGGAAAUCAUUGUCAUAGGUGCUGGUCCUGCUGGCUUAACUGCUGCACGCCACUUGCAACGCCAGGGUUUUUCCGUCACUAUACUGGAAGCUAGGAGUAGAAUAGGGGGUCGUGUUUACACAGACCGGUCAUCUUUAUCAGUUCCAGUGGAUCUUGGUGCUAGCAUUAUAACUGGUGUUGAGGCUGAUUGGGCAACUGAAAGACGACCAGAUCCUUCCUCAUUAGUUUGCGCUCAGUUGGGCCUUGAAUUGACUGUAUUAAACAGUGAUUGCCCUCUUUAUGAUAUAACAACUGGUGCCAAAGUUCCUGCCGAUCUGGAUGAAGCUUUGGAAGCAGAGUUCAACAGCCUUCUUGAUGACAUGGUAUUGCUUGUUGCCCAGGAGGGGGAACAUGCCAUGAGAAUGUCUCUAGAGGAAGGUUUAGAAUAUGCCCUUAAGAGGCGGCGUAUGGCACAAACAGGGACUAGUGUUAAAGAAAAAGAACUGCAUGAGCAAGAGCUUUUGAGUCCUCUUGAGAGAAGGGUUAUGGAUUGGCAUUUUGCUAACUUGGAAUAUGGUUGUGCUGCUCUGCUGAAGGAAGUAUCUCUCCCCAACUGGAACCAAGAUGAUGUUUAUGGUGGCUUUGGAGGAGCUCAUUGUAUGAUUAAAGGGGGUUACAGCACUGUUGUUGAGUCUCUUGGAGAAGGACUUUGCAUUCACUUGAAUCAUGUAGUUACUGAUAUUUCAUAUGGCAUCAAGGAUGCUGGAUUAAAUACUAACCAGUGUAACAAAGUCAAAGUUUCCACAUCAAAUGGCAAUGAUUUUUUAGGUGAUGCUGUCUUGAUUACAGUACCUCUUGGGUGCUUAAAAGCAGAAACCAUAAAGUUUUCGCCACCAUUGCCCCAUUGGAAACAUUCUUCCAUCCAGCAGCUUGGGUUUGGAGUUCUUAAUAAAGUAGUUUUGGAAUUUCCGGAUGUCUUUUGGGAUGACUCCGUUGAUUACUUUGGAGCUACUGCUGAGGAAACAGACCUGAGGGGACAGUGCUUUAUGUUCUGGAAUAUCAGGAAAACUGUUGGGGCUCCUGUUCUCAUAGCUUUAUUGGUUGGUAAGGCAGCUAUUGAUGGCCAAAAUAUGAGCUCUUCUGAUCAUGUUAACCAUGCAUUAGUGGUUCUUCGCAAAUUGUUUGGAGAAGCUUCAGUACCUGACCCUGUUGCAUCAGUUGUAACAGAUUGGGGUAGGGAUCCCUUCAGCUAUGGUGCCUACUCAUAUGUUGCUGUUGGAGCUUCUGGAGAAGACUAUGAUAUAUUAGGGAAGCCUGUUGAGAACUGCUUAUUUUUUGCUGGUGAAGCUACCUGCAAGGAGCAUCCUGACACUGUUGGUGGUGCAAUGAUGAGUGGACUUCGGGAGGCAGUGCGCAUAAUUGACAUACUGACUACUGGAAAUGAUCACACAGCAGAAGUAGAGGCAAUUGAGGCUAUACAGAGACAGUCAGACUCUGAAAGGGAUGAAGUUAGGGACAUAACAAGGAGACUAGAUGCAGUUGAACUUUCCAAUGUCCUUUACAAGAACAGGGAAGCCCUACUCCAGGACAUGUUCUUUAACUCAAAAACCACUAAAGGAAGGUUGCAUCUGGUCAAAGAGUUGUUGAGUCUUCCUGUUGAAACCUUGAAGUCCGUUGCUGGAACCAAAGAAGGGCUGACUACACUCAACUCGUGGAUACUGGACUCGAUGGGGAAGGCCGGAACUCAACUAUUGCGGCAUUGUGUUAGGCUCCUUGUGCUUGUUUCAACAGACCUACUGGCUGUGCGCUUGUCUGGCAUAGGUAAAACUGUAAAAGAAAAAGUUUGUGUACAUACUAGCCGUGAUAUACGUGCGAUAGCAAGUCAGCUGGUCAGUGUGUGGCUUGAAGUUUUUCGCAAGGAAAAAGCUUCUAAUGGUGGAUUGAAAUUGUCAAGGCAAGCAGCUGCAGUAGAUUCAUUUAAGAGAAAACCAAUCAGAGAUCCAUCUUCUGGAAAGCCACCUCUACAUACGUUUCAUGGUGCUCUGGAGCACAAAGGAAGCUUGCAGGAUUCAGCAUCCACUGCAAACCAUUUGCCUUUGAACGCUGUUAAGAAAGUGAAUGGCAAAGCCAUUAAAAUUGAAGCAGUAAAUUCCUCAAAAUUGGAAAUCAAUUCAUCAAGGUCUCGAGGUUCAACGGGCAGACCAGAUACUAAGCUAGAGGUGAACAACUUUGUUAUGACAGAAGCAGAACGAGCUGCCAUUGCUGCCGCUGAAGCAGCCCGUGCAGCAGCACUUGCAGCUGCCGAGGCAUAUGCAUCUUCAGAAGCCAAGAGCAGUACGUUGCUUCAUCUUCCUAAGAUCCCCUCAUUUCAUAAGUUUGCUCGAAGAGAUCAGUACCCUCAAAUAGAUGAGUAUGAUUUUAGGAGGAAGUGGUCUGGCGGUGAUUUGGGUAGACAAGACUGUAUAUCAGAAAUAGACUCAAGGAACUGCAAAGUUAGGAACUGGUCUGUUGAUUUCUCCGCUGCUUGUGUCAAUCUUGAUAGUUCAAGAAUGUCAGUCGAUAACCUCUCCCAGCGGAGCCAUCCAAAUGAGACUGCUAGUCAAUUGAAUUUCAGAGAGCACUCAGGGGAGAGCGCUGCUGUCGACAGCAGUAUUUAUACAAAAGCAUGGGUUGAUACAGCUGGUAGUGUCGGGAUAAAGGACUAUCAUGCCAUUGAGAUGUGGCAAUCUCAAGCAGCUGCAGCGGACCCUGAUUUCUUCCAUCCAGCACCGUAUAUAAAUGACGAGGAAGAUUCAAAUACGACUUCAAAAAAACUCAGCUGGAAGCAUGAAGGGAUAGUAAAUGAGAGCUCUGUUUCGCAAGUUACUGUAAACAAGGAGUCAUUAAAAAAUCAUCAUCGGGGAGCAGACCAUAUCAAACAGGCCGUUGUUGAUUAUGUUGCAUCAUUGCUUAUGCCCCUUUAUAAAGCUAAAAAGAUAGAUAGAGAUGGAUACAAGUCAAUCAUGAAGAAAAGUGCUACCAAGGUCAUGGAGCAGGCCACAGACGCAGAGAAAGCCAUGGCUGUUUCUGGGUUUCUUGAUUUCAAGCGCAGAAACAAGAUUCGUGCAUUUGUGGACAAAUUGAUCGAGAGGCACAUGGCAGUGAAGCCCACUGUGAAAUCUUGAUUGUCCUUUGGGAUGAUUGACCUGUGUUUUUGCAUGGACUUCUGUACAACACAUGCAGAAGUCUUUCUGUUGUUCCUGGAUGAAUUCACAGCAUAAGCAGGCAGUGGUGGGGCACAGAUGGUAUCGAAUCGGUUUGUUAUUCAAACUGCCAAUAAGCUUUUUAAUGAUUUUCAAGGUGCAAUGGAAGAACGGGCAUGGUUUGUUGCCUUUCAAAUCAAAUUUGGUGGAUUCUUGAAAUUCACUUAUAAUUGGCCAGUGCAACAGGGGUAACCAUUUUUUGGUGCAAAUGGGAGUAUAGCUCGAAGCAAGUUGCUUUGUACAUUUCAUUUUCGGGCAUCAAUGUGGUAUGGAGAUGAUAGCAGAUUGCUCUCAGAAAUUGGCUUGUCAUACAUCGAGGAUGUAUUUAUAGGGCUGGAAAUUUAAGACCUAAGACCCUAUUUUUCAUUCAGCGAUCCUCAACGAGGAGACUAAUUAUUCCUGACUUUUUUUUUAAUCAAUUUUUCCAAUGUGUACAGUGUAGGAUUGUGUUAGUGCAACAAGAAUACAGAACAUUUUUCCAUGGUAGCCAAAGUACUUUGAUAUGUUAUGAUUACUCUUUCACCUAACAGAAAUCACUAACUUCACUUUUUUUCUCCAUUAAAUCGAGCAAAGGAGUUGCAUGUUGCAUUUUAGCAGCCUUUCUGGGCUGAAAUCUCUGCUUUAUGAACUUUGUCUUCUCUGAGUGUAUAAUUCAACCUGGCUGGGGAGGCUUGUCUGUGCAUAAUGCAUGCUCUAUUAAUUCAACUUGUCUUUUCCAACUUCCAAAGUAGUGAUUAAUUUGAAAGCAUACAUAUGAUUGGGGUAUUACAUGGACAUCCAGAAAAUAAGUGGAGGUAUUUUGUGAUAGAUGUUCUGUUAUCAUCUAAGAAUAUGCAUGUAUACAGAGGCUGUAGUCAGUUUUAGCUUCAAUUAUGUUUGGGAUUUGCACAAUGGAAUGCCAGGUUUCAUCUGUCAUAUAUUGCAUGAACAUCUCACAAUCAGAAGGUAGUUGAGCAUCUCUACACUUUUAUCGAUUUUGUUAUUUGAAGUCUCUCUGAUUACACCUCUUUUUGGUUGUUGCUAGGCUGGGAAAAAUAUUUUUGGUUCUUCAGAGGAAGACAGAGGUAUGCCCUCUAUAUCUCCUUAUAUGUUGAUGCUAAUAUAUUUUGGUGUAAAACUACAUGUUUGACAUUUCUCUAAUCAAUCCAGUCCCUGAUUUAUGUCUAA
Messenger RNA from Prunus persica (peach), 6946 nucleotides. Its product is annotated as lysine-specific histone demethylase 1 homolog 3. NCBI's taxonomy places the organism in Eukaryota, Viridiplantae, Streptophyta, Magnoliopsida, Rosales, Rosaceae. Bases 50 to 5701 code for a protein of 1883 amino acids. The record is from RefSeq and is a predicted model, not a curated record. Gene Ontology annotation, molecular function: oxidoreductase activity; protein binding. The transcript is spliced from 8 exons.